CUUGUUGUUGUUGUUUGAGGUGAACACUGAACAGUCGAGCCAGCAGGUGUGUCGCUGUCCCUGUAAGCCACCACACCACCCAAUCCGUGUUUGCUUUACCUUCCUCUCGGUCUGUAGGCAAGGCAGAGCAUAGGGGAGCGUGAGUGGUGAUGGUGAAAGCUGCCUGGUGACGCGCUGGUGCCAGGAGUGUGUGUGUCGAAUAAAUUGGACGAGUCAUGUGAGGCACUGCCAUGUUCAGUGACUGGCCCUCAGAGCUCGUCCCCCAACAGGGCUGGGGGGAUGAGGCUGCCAUCAGUGCAUUCAAGGAUGCAAUACCCUGGACUGUUGGAAGAGACUUUGUGGCAGGAACAGCCAAGCAUCUGGCUGGAAGUCUGGGCCUCACAAAGCCUGACCCUCCCACAAAGAGUAAAAUCAUUCAUGACAAACAAUUACAAGUCCUCAUGCCUGCUCUCGGUCAUGGAUUGAGUUUUCCUCUGUCGGAGAUUGACAUCCUGCGUGAUUGUGUCAAUGUCUACUGUGAGUGGUUGUCAGCCUUACUACCAAAUCCCAAAAGCAGUGUUCCCAGCCCAAUACUCAAUGAUCCAAACCAUUAUGCAAGAAUUAUCAUCAACCAUUUCUACUAUUUGUUUGUCCCACGAGGAGCUCAAGGACCUGAUGUCAUUAACCGGCAAGCUGUGCUGUGUCACCGUGUUCUGCGUACACUGCAGAACAUAGCACAGAAUUCUCCUUAUCUCAGUGAAGACACUUGGCAGACACUGCUAAUGUUUCUCCUCCAUAUCAACUCAGCACUCUUGUCUCCACCGACUGUAAAAGUUCCAGAUGAGAGUGAGGGUGCUCCCAGCUCCACUCUAAGUCUAAACUUUACUGGAGAUGUGGCUGAGGAUGCAGGAGAGCAGCUGUGUGAGAGGGUGUUGAGUGUUCUGUUUGAGACAUGGCUGCUGGCUUGUGCUCGCUGCUUUCCUCCACCACCACUAUGGAAUGCCCUCAGAGAGAGUUGUCAGAGAUGGCGCCACCGGGCCGGCCUCAUUGAACAGUGGAACAGAAUCAAUUUUGCACUAACAAGGAAGCUCAUCUGCUUCAUGUAUGGCUCCUCCUUCCCUGAAAUCUCUAUUUCUGAGGAUGACUUGAACAUCAUUCCCACUAAUAUGAGUAAAGACUGCAUUGCUCAGGUUUGGUACCGCAUUUUACACAUAAUUGGCAAUCCCGUAGAUCUGAGUCGUCAUACAGUCAUCAGCAAGACUCCAGCUUUCCUGAAAUAUGCCAUUUCUUCUGCACUUGUGAUUGAACCCAGCCAGCAUCCCUGUCUUCAGAUGUUGCCUUCAAUCUUUCUGACAGCAAUGAAGGGCAUUUCAGGCUUAGUUGAUGCUUUUCUGGGUGUUCCUAAUACCUCACUGGAUAACCUCAACCAAAAGGGACGACAGAUCUCACCAUCAUCUGUAUCACUGUCAUCAGAUAACAAAGAUGAUGGUGCUCGGUUGUUGGCAAAUGGAAGACCCAAGUGCAACAGUAUUUUACAUCUGUUUGGCCCAUGGCUGUUUGAAGCUGCACUUAUCAACUGUAAUUUGCAAGCCAGCCCUGGGUCUCAACACAAGUCUGAUGCAGGUGGAGGAGCAAGCUCUGGGUCGCGCAGGCCUGUGUCAGGGUUUGGUGGAGAGAUCACCAAAAAGACCAGUGAUGCAUCAGCAUCUGGGGACCAUUCAGAGCGUCUGACCAACCUGAUGCCUCAGCACUUCCAGGGAGGCAGAGCUGAAGCCCUUGGUGCUCUCUGCAGGAUAUUUUGCUCUAAGAAAACAGGAGAAGAAAUCUUGCCAGUGUACCUGGCUAGGUUCUACAUUGCCCUUCAUCAAGGACUGCGAGAGGCUGAUGCGGCCAUCUUGUCUCCCCAUGAGUCCAGUCAACCACCAACACAAAGAUACAGCACAAAAACUGGAAUGUGUAGUGAGACGGCAGCAAGUGUACUCGUGAAUGGGGUAGACCUGUUUCGCUUGGACCUUCAGGGUGUGGUGAGCCUUGUCCCAAGUGUUUUAGGAGUGCUAGAGUGUGUCCUGCCUGAGGGGGAGCUCAGCACACCUUUACAGCUACCUGUCACCCUACUUCGUCGUGCUGCCACCCACAUCCUCCUCUCCAUCCUGCCUCUCCCUCUUCACUUCCAGGGUCUUCAGGUGAAGGAAAUAGGGAAUAACAGUGGAGAACGACUGGCUCUGUCUCAUCUCCGGCCACAGCUUGUCAAUCUCCUUACCAAUGCAUUACAAGUGGAGACUGACCCCUCAAACACACAGAUGCUUCUUGGUGGGCUGCUCUUUUGUGUUCAAGAUGCUGCUCUCUGUGAAGUAAUGGAUUCUAUAUCACAGCACAAUUUCUCAACGGAUAGAGAUCAUAACAUUAUGUCCUCAGGUGCCUCAGACACUGUUAGUUCGCAUGGUGACUAUAACAGUCUGCUGGAUGAGACCUGUGAGGCGCUGCCAGAAGGAGGCCUUGGACAGAUGUCAGCCACAAGCUUUCCUUCCUCCUCCACAACCACCACCACACAUGCAACCAUGCUGACCACCACAGAUGGUGAAGCUACACCAAUUUUAGAAGAUUCGGAUUCUGCCCAUGCCUUAUUUGUGCGCUCCAUCUACUUGGUGUGCCACAGACUCAUCUCAUCCUGGAAAAGUGAUGUCAAUGUGUCUUUGGCUGGGUUGGAGCUUCUGUCAGGCUUAGCUCGGCUGAGUAUUGCUGAACAAGAUGGCUUAGAGUGUAAGCGAGCUGUAAAAUGGCUGUGUGACUACAUAGCCUCCCAGUGUUACAGACCACCUCGGGCACACUCUAAGGACCUGCACUCUACAAUAGUUGCUGCUUUUCACUGUGCAAGUGUUUGGCUUGUGGCUCACCCCUACCUGCUGCAAGACAAAGAGUGUCUGGCAACUGUGCUGGAGGUUGUGGAGUUGGGCAUCUCAGGAUCUAAGUCACAGGUAAAAUCAAGUGAUGCUCCACGCCUGAAGCAUGAAAAAGAGCUGAAGCCUGCUAGUAUGCGAGUGAGAGAUGCUGCUGAAGCUUUGCUGUCCUGUGUACUGUCUCAGGUUGGAACAUUUCCCUCUGUGUGUGGAGCUGAAUCCCUGUCUUCUCUGCUGGAUGAGAUGACAUUGCUGAGGCAUUGUAAUACCUGGGGAGGCUCAGACCAACUCACCCGUGACUCAGCAGCUCAGCACUUCAGAUAUUUUGUUGCCCAAAACUCCAUCAUGCUCGCCCUUUUGGAGCAACCUCUUGGCAAUCACCAAGUUUGCACCCUGCCAGACCCGCAGCCAACAGUGACAGCUCUGAUAAGAGGACCUUUCGGGAGGGUGGCUUGGACCAUGCAGUUGCGACACCUUCCGAGACACAAAUCCUCAGCCAAAUUAUACACAGUGAAUCCUGGACGACCACUUCCCAUGAAUGAUGUGGGAAUAAAGCACAACGUGAAGCCAAAGUACUUCCCUGAUAGUGUGGAGAGAAUACCUCUCUGCAAAGCAGACAAGUCCAUUCCAUCUUUAGAGAGUGUCAUUAUGAAUGAAGAGAAAUCUACACUUGAACAUGAGAAGCUUCUCCAGAUAUUGGACCAUCAGAUUGCAUUUGAAGAGAAUGUUCAGCGUAAGGUUGAGAGAGAAACUUCAGAGUACCCUGAUGUGGAGACAGAGUGUGUUGCUCCUUCACUCUGCCAUGAAUUCCAGACAGCACGCCUCCUCCUCUCCCACUUCGGCUUUUUGUCAUUGGAUGCUCUGCAGGAAUCUGUUGAGUCAGCAGUGCCAUCUCUGGUUGCCCUAGAUUCCAGUAUGGCAGGGUUUGCCCGAGAUCUUGAAAUUCUUGACAACACCAACAACAGAACAGUAGACACUGCUCAUGUGUUCUAUGUACAGGCGGGUCAGACUGCUCCACUUGAUAUACUAUCCAAUGUGGUCAGUUGUAGUUCUGUCCAUCCUCACUUUAUGGAGUUCCUCAAUGGACUGGGAUGGACAGUCAAUGUCCACCAACACCCUGGCUGGACUGGCCAUGUCUCCACUGCAUUCUCAGUCACUCCACAGUCACAGGAAGGAACCAUCGACAGUAACCAUGGAGGUAGUGGCUUCAGUGGGAAGAGUCAUGUACUAUAUUGGUCAGAUGCUCUCAGUGAAAUGGCAUUUGUUGUCCCAGCCCCCUCUCAAGGUCUGACAACUUGUCAUCCUUCCAGCUCUGGCAAUAUCAACACAGUUGGUUUGGCGUUGGACUCAUAUGAGAAGGUUGCAAGUGGUGGAGGUGGUGGUGGUUCUGGCAGUGAGCGUUCAGACUCCUUGCCUCCAUGUGAUGCAGACGUGGAGGGCAGCUCCUCCAUUUCCUCACAUGCCUCACAGACAUCCUAUGGCCAGGGAAGUGAAAACAGGAGUAGAAAGUUUGGCCGACAGACAAGUGCUGUGGCAUGUAGUGACCACAAAGUGUAUAUUGUGUGGCUGGAAAGUUUUGAUGACUGUUAUACUUUCCCAGCACUUGAGCUGCUUCCAGAGACAGUGACUGGUCUUGAAUCCUCGUCUUGGAAGGACAAGGAGGCCAUGGUGUACAUAAUAUUUAUUCAUGCUCUUACAAAUGGUCUCUUCAGGAUAAGAUUGCAAGGGCAGAAUGCAAAGCUGAACAUGGCUGGCCCUCUUGUGGAUGGGCAGGUGGUGAGCAGGAGGGUCCUUGGCACACUUGUGAGGCAGACAGCUCUCAACAUGUGCCGUCGGAGAAGACUUGAGAGUGACAGUUAUCAACCACCUCAUGUCCGAAGGAAGUUGCGGAUCCAGGAAAUGGUACAAAGGUAUAGGUAUGAAAUGAAUGAGCCAGAAUUUUAUACUCACUUGUUUACAAGUCCACUCUGUUAGGCAGGAUACUAUUAUCUAUGAAUAGUAGUGGAUAAAUAAUCAUGUACAGUGGAAUCUCGGUUCUUGAAUUUAAUUUGUUCCUGAAUGUCAUUUGAAAACCGAAAAUAUUUUCUCAUAGGAAUCAAUGUAAAAUUGGUUAAUCCAUUCUUAGAGACCCAUCCAUCUUGUCUUAGUGUUAGAUGACAGACAUUUUCUCUGCUAAGAUGGCCACUCCACAUCAUCAUCAUAAUGCUUAGACAUCUUGCUGGAAAGAUGCACUUGUGCAGUAGUGAUGGCAUUGGGGAAUCAUUGAGAGAGCAACAGGUGGCAUGGGAAGUUGGGACUAUCUGCUCUUGAGCCAUGGAAACAUUUUCCUUUUUUUUUCAAAGAUUUAACUAUUGUCUUAUACACUGUCUUACCUCCAGUAUAUAAAAAAUAAUUAAGGAAAUAUUUAUAAAAACUAUAAUUGAUAAUGAAUGGGAUCUUUUGUUGUCUUAUAAUAUUUCACAUAAAAUAACUAUGUUUAAAAGCCAAAUUAGUAUGUUACAACAACUAAAGCAAUUAUUAUUAUUAUGAAUUCAAAUUUUGUUCAAAAACUAUUUGUUAAAAAAAAGUGGAGGUAUUAAGUAACUAAGAUUCCACUGUAUGUAUUUUUUUUUUUUUUUUUCCAUAGUUUCAUGCAGUUCCAUAUAACUACAUAGUUUUCUGUCAUAAUUUACCACAAAAAUAGGUAUGUGAUGAGCUUAGUAUUUAUUUUACAUAACAGACUAUCAAGUUAAUCAACUUAUAAAUUGCUAAAAAAUUCUCUCUCUCUCUCUCUCUCUCUCUCUCUCUCUCUCUCUCUCUCUCUCUCUCUCUCUCUCUCUCUCUCUCUCUCUCUCUCUCUCUCUCUCUCUCUCUCUCUCUCUCUCUCUCUCUCAUCACAUAUCUUUACUCAAAGCAUGUAACAUCACAGCCAAUAGUUCCACUGAGUGUUAUCAGCACCUUUCAUCAGUUUUGUUUAUUUAAAAAGUUACAGUUUCCAGUAAGUAAAAUUCUAUUGCUCUUUGUUGUAGUUUGUUCUACAUAUAGUUGGAAUUCUAAAACUUAUAACUGACUUUGAGAAGAUAAUGAUAGUAUAUUCAGUUGAAUACUAACAGUAAUACUGAUUCAGAAACAGUGAAGAAGUUUGGGAUGGUUUUCAUAUGUUUAAACAUUACGAAGGUUGUAUUGUAAAAAUCAUUCAGCAGGAGUGAAUAAUGUAUAAACUUGUUAUAGUUGAGGUUUUCUGUAUUUAAGCCAAAGACUUUGAAAUUUAGAAUUUACAUUCCUUUAAAGGUAACUUGUUUGUUAGUAUGUAACUAAAUUAUUUGUAUAUGUUGAAGUUUAUUCUAAGUUUUCAGUGAUGGGACUCAGCCAGUUUGCACCAGUUCAUAAUAUCAUGUUCUUGUAAUUUAAUUAAUCCCAAGAACUAUUGUUAGCUUAAAUCAGGAUUUUUUUUUUUUUUGGUAGACUCCUCAUAAAUCUACUAUUGUUUUUUUUAUAUUAAAAAACCACUAAAACCAGUAGUCUUUUCUAAUAAUGUAUUAUUUUGCCUUUAUUAAGUUUUACCACUAAACUACUUGAUUAUGUGACACAAUUAUAAUUGUCUGUAGUAGUAAUGAGAGAACUGGUUCUUGAAAUUUUUAUUCCCACCACUGUAUAUACCCUCCACUCAUAGUGUUAGUCCCAAUAAGCAGUGUAAAGUAUGUUAUUCAUAAAGUAAUUAUUGUUAUGCUGAUAUGGUCUAUAUCAUUGUUGUCCAAACAUUUUUGCCUAUUAUACCCUUUAUUAUCU
Messenger RNA from Portunus trituberculatus (swimming crab), 6644 nucleotides. RefSeq names its product ral GTPase-activating protein subunit beta-like. The record is from RefSeq and is a predicted model, not a curated record. The coding region runs from base 231 to 4850 and encodes 1539 amino acids. NCBI's taxonomy places the organism in Eukaryota, Metazoa, Arthropoda, Malacostraca, Decapoda, Portunidae. Gene Ontology annotation, biological process: activation of GTPase activity; regulation of small GTPase mediated signal transduction. Gene Ontology annotation, molecular function: GTPase activator activity. The transcript has 35 exons.